GGUUGAUUUUUAAUUUAAUACAAACCAGUGAAGAUGACACCAAAACAUGAAAAACAAGAAUUUGUAACUGUCUUGGUGCGAGACCCCAGGACACAGAAAGAAGACUCAUGGCAUUCUUACAUAGAUUAUGAGAUAUUUAUUCACACAAACAGUAUGUGCUUUACAAGGAAAACAUCCUGUGUUAGACGACGCUUUCGAGAAUUUGUUUGGCUUCGGCAGAGGCUUCAGAGCAAUGCAGUGCUUAUACAGCUACCUGAACUACCAUCUAAAACUCCCUUUUUCAAUAUGAACAAUCCUCAUCACGUGGACCAUCGCCGGCAGGGUCUGCAAGAAUUCCUGGAAAAAAUCCUACAAGAUGCAUUAUUGCUUUCAGACAGUAGGCUUCACCUCUUCUUACAGACUCAGCUAAGCCCAGAAGAUAUGGAGGCUUGUGUAUCUGGACAGACCAAAUACUCUGUUGCUGAUGCGAUUCAUAAGUUUGCCUCUUUGAACAGACGUUUUCCUAUAGAAGAUGAAGAGAGAAAAAAAGGAAAAAAUGAUGCGUACUCGGAUUCAGAGAGUUCAUCCUCCGGGCUCGGACCUAGUGAUGACAGCAUUUCAUGUGGAUGUAAAGCAAGCCCAGCUUCUGAAGAAUCAUGAAAAAUCAUUCCUGUAUUGCUAUCUUAAGGACAGUACAAAGCAGUUUCUGCUCUGUUUACUGGUUACGUGUACCACGCAAACACGGCUGGCUGGUAACGCGUACCUAAAAGACGCGUCAUCAAUACAACCAUAUGUCCUUAGAAAAUUUUCAAAACAGACCUUGAUACUAUUUCUUUGUUGAGUUAUUAUGUACGUUGAUUCAGGUCUAUGCGCUAUCUAUUACAUUUAGGUUUUUGUGACUAUUAAAAUCUCAGUGUUGGGUAAGCCAUGCUCUGCUGACAUACGUGGCAGUUAAAAUAUUUCCCCUAGUGAGUGUAUGUCUCGGCUCUGAAAAAUAAAGGGAACUUAAUUCCUCAGCUUAAAAGUUGGUGUAUCAUAUCAAACGUAUUCAAAGCAUCUUUUUGUAGUUUGCAUCAGAGAAGUUUCAUCUUUAGAAGUCAUUUGACAUUGGUGAUGAAAUUACAUACCCCACAAGGUAUUCACUUUUUAAAGUAGCUCAGCAACAUCAGCAAAACAACAUUUGUACAAACUAUAUGCUGCUGACAAUUUGAGAGAUAAAUAUAUCUUCCUCUGGUCUGUCUGUAAUGUUUAUGGAAAGCUUGGGUUUAUCAUGCAUAAGAACUGAAGGCCAAAAUUCUUGAGCGUGGUUGCUUAAAAGUUAGAAAUAUUAAUAAAAAUGACAUCAUUUCUAGGCUUGCUGGAGAUUCUCAGUUCCCCGGGAAUUACGCAUGCUCGUUCCCAGUGAAAAUCCUGGAUGAGGUCCAUUGAAACCAAUGGCUGAAUUUUGCAUCGACCUCGCGAGGGCCAGGAUUUCACCCAGCGCGUUUAACUUUAGGCAAUUCCAUUUGGAGACGCCGGGAGAGAUGUUUUAGUUUAGCAGUUUAAGUGGAGAUUAUCUCCCUCUCCGAGACGAUGAUAAUCACAUAGCUAUAACGCGCUGUACGGAUGUGGACCUCUCCGCUCUUUGGGAGUAACAGGAGCUGCUGAUUUCAUUGUGGCUGUAGUUAACACGUUAGAAUAUUGACUUUUUCACAAACAAAAGGCAGGCUUGAACACAACUUCGUAACCACCAACACUUAUUUUGAUUAAACGUCAGUUUUGCUCUUUAGUGUUAACAGCAGCUGCGUAGUGUCUUGUCCCAGAUUCUGUCAAAGGAAUAUGUUUCACUGUGGUGUUGUAUUUAUAUUUGACAUUUAACUGCUAUUAAAGAGAGCUAGGGGGUCUGAUCACCCUAGCAAAGCUCCCAUUAACUUCAGUGCUGUAGUUACCGGCCUAGAAAUAGAUUUUUCUUUUUCUUUUUUUUUAAGAAUUCUCUGGAUACUUUCAAAGAAGGAGCAUUUUAAGCCUGUGAAUUACAGAAACAAUAGAUUAUUAAAUGGCCAGAUAAUAAAGGUUAGCAUAGGCGUGUGUGGGCAUGCUUGUUUAAAGCAUCCAGCUGGGGAUCUGUGUAAUUUUAGAAACAUGUUUUAAUAGCCUGAGGAUAACAUCUCUUAGGUAACUGCUUUAAGCCACUGUAUUUUGUUGAUGGUAGCACUUUUAUAAGAUAAAUAUCCACGUUUCUUUUUGCUCGGUCUUACUGAAUUGCACAAAUGUAUCUAUUCACCUUCUCGGCUUGUGUGUGAGUUAGCAGCAAAGCUAUUUUAAUGUAAAAGUGAUAACAUUUAAUUAAAGCAACAAGUUAUCACUAAAAGUAGCUUAAAAAAUAGCUGUUAUUGCCAGGCAGAGAUGUUUGAUUACUUGACUUUUUUUUUUUUUUGAGAUGGCACAUUACAAGAAAAAUUGUUUAGCAAAUUUAU
This is a messenger RNA of Pygoscelis adeliae (Adelie penguin), 2435 nucleotides long. RefSeq names its product sorting nexin 10 (gene SNX10). Gene Ontology annotation, biological process: intracellular protein transport. Lineage: Eukaryota; Metazoa; Chordata; Aves; Sphenisciformes; Spheniscidae. Gene Ontology annotation, molecular function: phosphatidylinositol binding. The transcript has 6 exons. The record is from RefSeq and is a predicted model, not a curated record. Bases 34 to 639 code for a protein of 201 amino acids.